AUUCAUUUUUAUUAAAAGUUGUCUAAUCAAAUGAAAAUGUUCUAUUCUGAAAUUUCUUCACCAUCUUCCGAGAGUUUGUCCCUAGUCCAAGAUGUUUUACACUAGCCGUUACUCGGCGCUUCCUUUUUUUCAAAAAUUGAAAUGUUUUCACCACCUCUUUCUCUACAAAAGACCGAAAACAGAAAAGAUAUUCCCACGAACAGACAAAACUAAUCUCCAAAAUUAAAAAAAAAUGUUGGCUCAAUCUCCGGUCGCUGCAAAUUCCAUCCAACGCCCCAAACCCGCCGCCGGGCGGAAGCCUCUCCAGCCGACGAACUCCCCGGCGAAUAGACCCCCGGUCAAAGCAAUCAAGCCCAAGUUAAAACCCGACCCAAUCGAGACUUUGCCCACACAGAGUUCAAACAAAGAGAACGUGCAUCCCCUGCACGCGCCGCCGGCGGGGAAAACGGGAAAGCCUCCCGGCGAGGUCGAACUCCGCGACUCCUCGCUUGCGGACGAGCUCGGCGCGAUCCGCGAGAAACUGGAGCGGCUGAGGAUCGACAAACAGAUGACGGAGAAGAUGCUCCGCGAGAGAGACGAGGCGAUGGAUCUGCGGAUGAAGGAGCUGAUGAACAGAGGAGAAAUUCAGAAGGAGCUCGAGCUCGAAGUCGAUCGGCUCUUCCGAUUGAACGAGCUCCGGAUCUCCUGUACGAAAGUAUUGCCGAUUCGGUCGCUUCGAGACAGGGAAAACGAGAAGAAGGAGAAGGAAGAUCAAAUCAAGGAGGCGGCGGAAACCGAAGACGAGGAAAGAUUACAGGGUAGAAUUGCACCUUCAAGCCCAAGUUCAGAUCUUGAUUCUGAGAACCGAAAAGAAGAAGAUGGCUAAAGAUGGUAUAAAUCACCAGACUAAAACACAGGGAAUAAGACUUAGCAUAUUUUUUUCCCGACUUAGCCCGGUGGUAACGUGACAGUGUAUAUGUGCACAUUACUAUACUUUUUGGUUUGUAUAUGACCAUGUUUGGUAAUGUAAAUACAUUUUAAGUCUUAUU
Molecule: messenger RNA, 1028 nt
Organism: Cuscuta campestris
Lineage: Eukaryota; Viridiplantae; Streptophyta; Magnoliopsida; Solanales; Convolvulaceae
Source: the annotation of a GenBank genome assembly